CCUAAAUUUAAAUUAACAACAAAAUUAUUAUUUAUUUUUUGGGGCCAAUUUUGACUAUGUAGCUGUGGCACUUGACUUUGUGUAUGUAUUAUCUAGUGGAAACCUGACAGCGCUGGUAGCUGUCCAGUGGUAGUAGUCAACUCAACUCACACCUCUGAUGUUGAAGUUUGAAGAGGAAGACGUCGGACUAACUACUGGAUUGAAUUGUAGUUUUUGAUUUUUCGAAAUAGUUUUUACUCUUGGUGGAACGUUGGAUAUCGAGCAGGGGGUUUCAAUCAAGGAAAAGGAUUAUAUCACCGUAUUCAAUAAUUGGUAUUCAACACUAAUUGAAUAACAUUUAUGUGACAAUUUACGUGUACAAAAUGGAGGUGAUGAUGAAGCCAUAGUGAUGAUACCAUGAUCUGUUCCUGAUCCUUGGUCCAUCUAAUUCCUUUAAACUUAAGAUGGAAUCAGCAAUCGCUCCACCACCUCCUCCUCCUCCUCCUCCUCCACCACCUCCCCUUGCCCCCCCACCACCUCCCCCUGCCCCCUCCCCCAGGCCCCCUCCUCCCCCUGGCAUAGGCUUCGGGCCAUCCACAGGCCGUCAGCUUAAUGUCUCCAAGAUGCGUAACUUCAACUGGGAUGCGAUCCCCAAACACGUGGUGGUGGGCAAACACAACAUCUGGACGGAAGAGAAGACCCUGGGAGAGUAUGAGCUGGACACUAGGAGGAUUGAGGAGCUGUUCAGUCAUAGCCAGCAGCAGGGACAGGGACAAAAGGCUCUGAACAGACAGAGUAUCAGAGGCAAGCCAACCAACAGCCAGGGCACAGAAGUGGUCUCCAUUCUGAACUCCAAGAGGAGCAUGAAUGUUGGGAUCUUCCUGAAACAGUUCAAGAGGCCAGUAGGGGACAUGAUCAAGGACAUCAGUUCAGGAAACGGAUUGAAAUUUGGGACAGGUAAACUGAAGGAGCUGUGUAAGCUGCUGCCAGAGAAAGAAGAGGUGAAGCAGCUAGUUGGGUUUAAAGGGGACCAGUCAGCUCUUCCUGAAGCAGACCUGUUUAUGAUGCUACUUAUCAAGGUUCCCAGUUAUGAGGAGCGCCUCAACAGUUUAGUUCUCAAAGAAGAGUUUUUUCCACUCAUGGAUGAAAUGAAACAAUCCAUCGCCACCAUGAUCACAGCUGGAAAAGAGCUGUUAGAGAGUGACGAUCUACACUCUGUGAUCCGCCUGGUUCUGAAGACUGGAAACUACAUGAACGCUGGUGGCUAUGCCGGCAGUGCCAUUGGCUUCAGGGUGGCAUCGCUACUGAAACUAGUGGACACAAGGGCCAACAAACCAGGCAUGAACCUCAUGCACUAUGUAGUCAUGCAAGCUCAGAAGGUUGAUGUGGCCCUGCUGAAAUUCCCGGACAAACUCACACACAUCGCUGAUGCAGCAAGGAUCCAUAAGGAGGACAUAGAGAGUGAGUUUCAGAGAGAAUUGAAGAAAGUAAAGGAGGCGAAGGAGGAGGCGCAGAAACAGGAGGAGCUACGGGCUCAGAUGGAGAACUUUCUCAAGGAAGCAGAGUGUCGUCUGGCUGAGACUGAGCUCUCUCUGCAGUCGCUGGGUUCAGUCAGUGACUCAGUGGCUGAGUACUUCUGUGAAGACCCCAGCAAGUUCAGACUGAAUGAAUGCUGCUCCAUCUUCAACUCUUUCUGUGAGAAAUUCCUGAAGGCCAUCCAGGAGAACCGUGAUCGUGAGGUGGCGGAGGUAAAGAGGAGAACCAGAGACAGACUGCUGAGUGAUGCUAAUGCUGCUAAACGCCGUUCCACCGCCACCUGCUCCAUACGGGACAAGGCCGUGGAGGGUGUGGCCCUGGAGUCCGUACUACGGAAGGUCCUGACCAGUCGUGUGUCCCAAAGGAGAAAAGGCUCGGGCAUGCCCUCCCCCACCAUUAGCAGACUGUCAGAGGUUCCCAUUCAAGCAAACCUUCCCUCGGCAGAACGGGGAAAUCGAGGUUGUGUCAAGGCCACGGAGGUGUGUAAGGAGAAUGAGUGGAACUCAGCCAGAGAUCUGGCUGGGACCUCUCAGAGUGACCAGAAGGACCAGUCCCACAGCAAAAGGAACCUGAAGGAGAAUGUGGUUCCACAUCCUGAGGAGACACAGCAGAACCCUAAGAAACCACAUGGUUCUACACAGCCAACCAGGAGAACCGGUAGCAGCAGCUCCUCCUCCUGCACCUCCACAGGUAGACCCAUCUCAGUGACGAUGAAGGACAAGGAGGAAAAGGAGGAGGAGGAGGGAAAUGAGGAAGAAGCCCAGAAGUUGCGUGAAGUGUCCAGGAAGGUUCUGAGGUAUCAGAGCAGCCGUGGUAGUCUUUCGUCUGAGGAGUACGGCCUGGAGCAGCAGAAGUCUCCUAAUGCCACCAAUAAUACUAACACCUCCACAAGAUCACCUAACGCUACGUCCACUAAUGCUACAUCCUCCACCAUCUCCACCAUCACCACCACCUCCCCUCACCAGAGGACCUUCCAAGAGGACAGACAGCGGCUGCUGGGAGAUGCAUGUAGAGGCAGCGAGAGCCUGGCUAGAUACCUCCUCAACCCUCACCUCUCCCCCAAGGAAAUACUCAACCGCAGACACACCUUCACCCUCACCCCUAAAGCCCCUCCUACUGAGGAAGAGGAAGAGGAUGAUCUGUUUACUUUUCCUGCUACACCAUCUCCUACUCUGGGGGUCACAGGGAGGAUGAAGUCAGAAGACACUGAUCUGAAGUCCCUGAAACAAAGAGCCUCUGGAGGACCUAACCGUACCAACCUCCCUGGCCACUCUGAGAAGCCUUGUGUCCGAGGCCUGGUGUCAAAUAGCUCCAUGUCAAAACACAUAGACUUGACAACAAGUCUCAACAUCCCCAGGGACUCUGAAAACAGAGGCUUGGAGGUAGUCACCAUCCCUCACCACUCUGAGACAUCUGGUGCCCAGCAGGAGAAGGUGUCCAACAGCUUGUCAGCAGCAGAGAGGCCUACACACAUAGAGCUAGGAGAGCUGAACCAAGACAAGAGCUCCUCUAUAGUCAAGACAAAACCUCCCUCCUUACACCUAGAACUGAACCAGAACCAGGAUGAGGAGAUAAAGGAGUUUUCUCCCGCUCCUCUCCAUAUACUCGUCUCCCAGAAACCCAAACAGGCUGACCCUCCUCAGAGCCCCAAACACAAUAUGGCUAACCCUUCUAAGAGCCCGAAGCCCAAACUUUCAGAGGGCAACGGAUUCAUGUCUUUUUUUAAACGCCUGGGAGAGAGGAGCAAGCCAAUGUGAGGAAUCUGGUGUCCAAGACCUGAUGUUCAAGACCUGAUGUUCAAGACCUGAUGUUCAAGACCUGAUGUUCAAGACCUGGUGUUCAAGACCUGGUGUACAAGAGUGUGAGCAUAGAGACCUACACACACUUUGUCCAGGACACUUUGUCCAGGACAAAGGAGUCUGUCCUGGACAAGCCCUGAGCCCGAAGCCCAAACCAGACGGCUAUGGAUUGAUGUCCUUCUUUGAACGCCUGGGGAAGAAGAGCAAGCCUUGCUAACAACAAGGAUAUAGACUCUAGACUUGCUCUAGACUCCUGAUUCAUCUAUUAAUUCAGAUUCAGACUACUAAGGCAGAUGUUUCAUUGUUCUAUGGACCUGGCCCUAUGGACUAUUAAAUAUAUGUAUAUCCAUCCAGCCAUUAAUUUUUAUAAAGGUUUAAUUCAAACAGAUUGUUGAAGUGGAUUUGAAGUGGAAAAUGUAUGAUAUGUUGGGACUGGGAGAAUUUGUCCAAAAGUGCAGUGUGAACUUUAUUCCACUAGGUGGCAGAGUGAGAUAACAACGCCACAUGUAGUGUGCCUGUAGGCCAGUGGUUCGCAACCAGGGGUACUAGGACUCCUAGGGGUACUUGGCCUAUCGACAAAGGGUACUUGAGAACACUAAUACGACCAUAGACCUACUGGUAAAAUACACAAGAGGGGGUACUUCAGGGGUACUCCAGGCAGAGUUAAAUUCAGUUGGUGGUACAGUAACCAAAAACAGUUGGAAACCACCGCUGUAGGCCACCAACAAAUGACUGUUUAUUUAUUCUACCACCACAUAUUCCCACAAAGAGGAGCAUGACACUUACCCUAAUUUGUUACAAAUGUCUUUAAUAAUAGUGAUAUUCUUACAUCAGUAUUCUUCUCACUGAAUAUGCACAGCAAAAUAAAACCACUGUUGAGUAGGAGGAGCCAAUGUAAUCUUUGUCUUGGAAAAUACUGGAACUAUCUUUGCCAUUUACAGUAGUAUUGCAAUAUAUUGCCGGAGGAUAUAUUUACAGAGCUGUAGAAAUGACAUUCAAUUAAUUUCGAGCGACGAGGGCCUGUAAAGAGAAGUAAACAGUAUUAAGAUAAAAAAAACAUUUCAUGGACAGAAUGUUAAAGAAUAAAAGUGUUUUGUAUUACA
Oncorhynchus tshawytscha (Chinook salmon) is the source of this 4417-nucleotide messenger RNA. RefSeq names its product inverted formin-2. Bases 444 to 3272 code for a protein of 942 amino acids. The transcript has 13 exons. The record is from RefSeq and is a predicted model, not a curated record. NCBI's taxonomy places the organism in Eukaryota, Metazoa, Chordata, Actinopteri, Salmoniformes, Salmonidae.